This is a messenger RNA of Phasianus colchicus (ring-necked pheasant), 3166 nucleotides long. It is a transcript of the gene TCP11, whose product is annotated as t-complex 11. The record is from RefSeq and is a predicted model, not a curated record. Gene Ontology annotation, cellular component: acrosomal vesicle; sperm flagellum. NCBI's taxonomy places the organism in Eukaryota, Metazoa, Chordata, Aves, Galliformes, Phasianidae. Gene Ontology annotation, biological process: regulation of sperm capacitation.
UGUUUGAAGUGAGGCGGGAAGAAGGCGGCACGCGCCGCAGUGCCAACGGCCGCUCCGUGAGGGGUGGAAGCGCCGCGCCACACAGAUCGCCACCUCCUUUAUGGCCGGCGCCGAGCAGCCCACGCAGCCCAAUGAUACUGAGGAGGCUGUGGGGACUCGGGAAAGCGGCGAGGAGCGGCCGUUGGGGCCUGGAUUGGCCAGCUCUCCACAAAUUCUCUCCACAAAUGAGCUGCAAGAAUUGAGUGAUGAGGUCUUCAGACUCAGCACUGUACAUGAAAUUGUACUGAAUGCUGACUUGAAAGUGCACAUGGUCAACUUCCCCCCACACAGCCUGGAAAAUAGAGUGAAGGAGACAUUGCACAAAGCCUUCUGGGACCGCCUGAAAAAACAGAUCUCUGCUAGUCCUCCAGACUACACUCAGGCAAUCCAACUGCUGCAGGAAAUAAAAGAGGCUCUAUUAUUACUGCUCCUGCCUCAGAACAGCCAGCUGCGAAGCCAAAUUGAAGGGGUCCUGGACUUGGAGCUGAUUAGGCAGGAGGCUGAGCAUGGGGCUCUGGACAUCCGCGGUCUCACCACGAGCAUCCUUGGCACAAUGGCAAUGCUGUGUGCGCCUUUUCGAGAUGAGGAAGUGCAAGGACUGCAAAGCCUCACAGACCCAGCUGAGCUUCUCAGGGAGAUCUUCCGGGUGCUGGACCUGAUGAAAAUGGAUAUGCUGAAUUUUACCAUCCAGAGCCUCCGUCCGUACCUACAGGAAUGCUACGUCCAGUAUGAACAGGAGAAAUUCCAGAAAAUCUUAGAUAAGCUUCCUAAUAGCCUGGAUAACACAACAGAGUGGCUGCGCAGAGCAGCAGCAGCAGUGUCUGCAUCCUCUUUGCAGUCUCAGUCCUGCCCUGCAGCCAGCAGCUCUUCUGAUGCACACUUCCAGGGAGCAGUCAGCAGUGGCACAACUGUGCCUAGUGUCAUGUCUGUGCUAAAUCAAGGCUACAUGGAUCUGCUCUGCUGGGAGCCCGGACAAAGUGAAUACCCUGAGACCUUGCUUCUGGAUCAGGCUCGACUACAGGAAGUACAAGCACAAGUGAAUCAGCUUACCAUCAUAGCUGCAGUCCUGCUUGUGACUAGUGGCGUGUGUGGAAACACCUUGUUUGGCUCACCUGGGUUUAUUGAUAGGCUGAAACUGGUAACAAAGGUCCUCUUGGAAGGGCUGCCUUCUAUCAGGUAUGAAGAAGCUUUGCAAGACAUCAGUGAUCAAGUGCUCCAGGAAGUCAGCAGAACACUCUCACAGCUGGGUUACCCUGCUUUUGCCAGUGAGAAAUGUACAUCCCUGAAAGGCCAGAUAAAAAGCAUUGCAGACAAGGGCAACGCAGUCCGGCACAUCAUCAAGCAGCGGAUUCACCUGUUCCUCAGCCUUUUUAUUUCCCCCGAUGGACAAAAUUCUCAGAAAGAUUUCCCAAAGGGUCUUGAUGCCAUUCAGGAAGAGCUGCAGGAAGUCGGGCGCAGGUUCAGAAGUGUGACCUACCACAACAGGCAGGUGUUUGGCCCUUUCUACUCAGCAAUUCUCAAGAAAGUGCUUUUCCCAGAGGCAGAACCAGAUUCAGGAAGAUAUUCUAUGUGAUCAUCUUUGCUACGUACCACACAGGAGGACAAGGGUGGAACACAUUCUCCAACAAUUUCUCAAAUCAUGCUUCAGCUUGUAAAAAAAAAAUCAGACGAACCCAUCUAGGCAGCACAGCUACUGGGAAGUGACUCUUAGCAUGUCAAUAUCUGAAUAAACCUCUCAACUGCAAAAGGCAACGGCUUUCUUGUCCCACCAAAAAACUGCCACUAUUUAGCAGGGAAGGAAAUGGGAGGUGGAGGAUAUAAAACUGCAAUGAAAUUUCAGGUUUUUUCUUUAUUUUUUCCCUAAUUCAAGGUGUUAAUUCUGCGGUGGGUCUGUAGCCUGCUCUGCUGAAAUGUUAGGCACAGCCCAGGGACGCAGUUUGGAUUUGAUAAAGCCAUAUGGUAUUUAAGAUCAUUAAAACUGCUCAAUAUAUUUCAGUGUUAGCUUGAAAACCUGACUUACUGAGUUAUUAGAUGGAACAUAUGGUAUAAAUUUAGCAGCCCCCGAUGUAUUUAGUAUUUCACAUCAGCCAGAUUUUAUUUGACACAAAACCCUGAACUUUAACCUGUAUUUAAAUGCCUGGAUUUCUUGCUCUAAUUUUAUAUAGUGAAAACGUCCUACUUCUUGGUAUGCCAAAAAUCCUUGCUGGUAAAUACUAUAUACAAUGGCUGCCCAAACUGUUACUGUUGUUACAUGAAUCGAUGGCUGCUGCGUGGCAGAGCGUUGGUUUGAGUGUUUAUCAUUGCUAAAUCAGGGUCCUGACAUUCCAUCCUUGGUAGAACAGUCCUCGCACAUGUAUGUUAAAAGGCUUAACAUCAGCUUUUCCCAUGGACAAGGUGAUAGCAGACCAUCACGCUGUAGGUAAGUCUAUCUUUCAAGAACACACAGAUGAGUUUUUAUACAUAAAUAAGUCUGAAAAGAAUUUUGUAUUCGGGAUCAGUAUGAUUAGCUGCAAAAAGAGCAGCCUCAGCCAAAGUGACUGCUGAGCAGCCAGCAUUCUGCAUCUAGAAUGCCACACACGUUAGGAUGGCACAUAUCCUGAUUCUGCUGCCAAAGAAUGACAUCAGGCCUGUUCCCAACAGAACAGCAUCCUGUACUUUGCUUCCACAAUACCAGCAAAUGAUCUCCGCGCAAUGCUUCGACGCUGUUGAUGUUUUCUUGUUCCUUGGCUUUACAAAGCAAAACAACAUAUGUGCAGUGCCAGGCUACACUCAUUAAAGCUCACUGUGCUGCCCACCCUCACCCCUUCCUUCCUCUUACCUGCUUUGGCUGCUCAGGUCAGGCACGAGAAGAGCACUGCUCUGACACAGAUGACCAGAAGGCUGCUGUGUCACACUUAGGUCACAGUGACGACAGGGCAAAUGUGUGUCUAAGUUUGUUUAUUAAUUCAGUCUGUUCUAAGUUGUACAAUUAUGAAAACAACAAAACGACUGCUGGAAGCCCAGGAAUAUUUACAAUCUCGCCUUGUUGUAGUGAGGUCAGUCUAUGUUGUUGCACAGAUUGGUUAUGUUUGGUACCACAAGAUGUUUAAAAUUCAGACAAAUUCAAACAGAUUAACAAUUGUAUAUA